GAUUAAGUGGAUUUUAAAUAUUUAUCAAUUUAUUGAAACAAAAGUAGUUCGAUUACAAUAUUACCAUAAAUUUUAAAUAGUUGCAUACUCAUUUUAUCGAAAUUUCAAUAGAAUUUUAAAAUCACGUGCGUUGUUAAUUGUUUUGUAAGUUGAACAGUGUUAUGAUUGUGCAGGAUAAGUUAGAAGGUGUAAUUCCGAAAAAAAUAAAUCUGGCUUCUGAAGAAUACGUCUUUAUAAAGAAUCAUGUCCGGGAGCUUAAAAAUCCGCAAAACAAAUCGGAAAUUCAAGAUGAAAAUAAAGAUGAGGUUACUGAACAAAAAGUUUUAAAAAUUAAAAAACGAAAACGCAAACGCUCUAGUUCAGAGAGUUCUGAAAGGAUUUCGAAAUGUUGUGAAAUAAACAAAGAUGAUUUGGAGGAGUUACGAACACUAUAUAAUAAGUGCAAAAAGGUUAUUACAAAUAUCGAAAAUAAGUAUGGUCAUUUAUUAAAUUUGUUCAGCGAACCUCAAACCACAUCUUCCUAUUUAGAGAAUAUUGAAGGCAAAGAAGAAUGUACCUGUGAACAAAACAAAAAGAUAAUAUUUGAUGAUGAAGGAAAACAAAUAUUAAAAGAUGUGGAAUUUGAUAGACAUAUUUGUGUUAAAAACCAUGAAAGAAAUCAUAGAAACAUCUUGCCAGAUGUACAUGUUGAAUAUGAGCAUGAAACUUCACAAAAAGAUGCCGUUGAAUUACCUGAUGAUCUAAAUGAGCUGGAGAAUAUUCUCAAAAACCCUGCUACAGAAAAUAAACUUCGUAGAAGAGUUAUAUAUAAAAUCAGAAGCUUAAGAUUCGACUAUAUUAGGGAGAUAAGAUUUAACAGGCAAAUGUUAGUAGAAAAAUUAAAAUCAAAUCCAGAUGAAUUAAUAACAUUUACAGGAUCAAAUCUAUCCAGUUUGUCUGGAUAUCCCACCUGAGAUUGUAAAUUAAGGGUGCUACACACGGCUAAGAUACUAUAUUCUUUUAUCUUAAGUAUAGAAAUUAAUAUAUAUUAGGCCAACACAGACAGUGAAUAUAUGAUAAU
Papilio machaon (common yellow swallowtail) is the source of this 1060-nucleotide messenger RNA. RefSeq lists its product as uncharacterized. Lineage: Eukaryota; Metazoa; Arthropoda; Insecta; Lepidoptera; Papilionidae. The transcript has a single exon. Bases 162 to 953 code for a protein of 263 amino acids. The record is from RefSeq and is a predicted model, not a curated record.